AUGCCUUUAAAAAUCAAAUUCUCACGGAGGCCAGACCCUCCAGCAGAAGAACCAGCGCCUGUACCUGCCCCCGUGCCCGUGCCUGCGCCUGCGCCCCCAACCGAAACACCUCAACCACCGCGCAAGAUCACGCUUAAGAUCGCCCGAAAAUCACAGCCCGAAUCCAAUGAAGAAAAACCAAAGAAGAAGAAAUCCACAAAGAAGCGACCAGCGGAGAGUGCCGCGCUGCCUGAGUUCGAGCCUGAGCCCGAACCCGAGACGAGCCACCAAGCCCCCAAACGAAUAAAGCUGAUCCCAUCCAAGAAGCCUGCCUUGCAGUCAAUCCGAAUUAAAAACAAGGGUAUCAUUCCCAACCGACCAGUGGGCGUUGGUUACGACUCCGAAGCCUCGGACACCGAAAAUGACCCGGCCAUCGAAGAACAAUUCAUCCUACGAAUGCUCCCAGGAGAGGACUGCGAGAUUGUGAGGAAAGCAAUCAGCGAAAGGACAUUCAGGAAUGACGUCGGGAUCAAAGCCCUCACACGUGAGGGCCGACGCUCAAUCUUGAAUGUUCGGGGCCGCCAAUAUGCGGCAGCCCUAGUGGAUCUACCCUGCAUCAUCGAGGGUAUGAAGAGUUGGGACCGACGAGGCUGGUACAAGUCAGCAGAUAUCUGUCAAAUGCUCUUGGUGCUGGGACGCGUCAACAGUGAUCAGGAAGCCAUGGAAUACCCACUUCCCCCGGGCGUCGACAUACUCGAUGAAAAGACACUUCAAUACGCACACGGUCUCGCACCACCCCUCCGCUGGGUUCGCAAGCGGCGAUUCCGCAACCGUGUUAGCACGCGCACAAUUGAACAGGUUGAAAAGGCUGUGGAAGAGCUCAUGGCUCAGGACGAAAAUUCGAUUUUCCCUCCCAAGUUCGAGUUGGUGGACAGCACAUCUCUGAAUCGCGUCGAGGGCUUGGUGCAAUCUGGAGAAUACGCAGAAGAAUACGACGAUGAACAAGAUGCAUACGGUGAAGCAGAAGAAGAAAUGAUGGACGACUUCGAAGACGCCCUUGCCGCUGAGAUGGAAGCCGCACUGGCUGCCGGGGAUGAUGAAGGACCGGGAGCAGGACCAGAGCAGGUGGACACUCCGUCUAUGCAGCCUUUCACACCAGCUGGAGGACCGACCGAACGCGGCGACACCUCGGCCGAUGAGAGCAAUAUAUCCGAUGAGGAAGAGGAAGAUGAGUUGGAUGAUGAUCAAAUCGAGCAGCAACAACAGCUCCAGCAACAGCGUGAACAAGUCGCCGAGCUGGAAGCUCUCAUCCGCACCGAAACCGCACAGUGGGAGAAGGUGCAGAAUCACAUUUUGCGCAACAAGAUGGGCCGACGUAUCCAGGAACUGAAGAAGGACCUGCAACUGAAAAAGGUCUCUAUGGGCAUGCCAGCCGGGGACGAUAUCUGA
Molecule: messenger RNA, 1428 nt
Organism: Penicillium egyptiacum
Lineage: Eukaryota; Fungi; Ascomycota; Eurotiomycetes; Eurotiales; Aspergillaceae
Source: the annotation of a GenBank genome assembly